Messenger RNA from Darwinula stevensoni, 1515 nucleotides. The record is from the annotation of a GenBank genome assembly. Lineage: Eukaryota; Metazoa; Arthropoda; Ostracoda; Podocopida; Darwinulidae.
AUGGACCCCGAAGAGGCACCCGCCGAAGCAGCCGACCCCCCGACCGUCUGGAGCGUCUACACCCGCCUCCGCGCCGGAUGCUUCUCGGACGCCAUCCUCCUCACGCCCGACGGCCGGUCGUUCCCCGUCCACCGGGCCCUGCUGGCCGCCCUCAGCCCCGUGCUCCGACGGAUGCUCGCGGAGGCCCCCGAAAGGAACGUCCUCCUUCCUGGGAUCGACGCCCCGACGGCCGCGAAGGUCCUGGAUUUCCUUUACACCGGGAAGUGCGACUCGAGCCACGAGGAGGCCUUCGAGUUGCUUCCGGUCGCGAUCCGAUUCGGCGUGGAGGGCUUCGUCGAUCUCCUCGCGGAUCGACUCGCGAAAGGCCUCGACGUGUCGAAUUGCUUCAGGGUGAUGGGGAUCGCGAGGGAACACGGAUGCAAGAAGCUGGAGGAAGAAACUCGUAAAUUCGUGCUGAAUCACUUCCAGGGAGUCGCGUGGGAUAACCCGGACUUCGAGCGACUGUCGGCGUCCGACCUCGAAUCGUUUCUCGGGGACGACCGACUGAACGUCCGAAGCGAAGAGACCGCGUUCCACGCCCUCCUCGCGUGGUUCCACGCCGAUCCCGCGAGCCGUCGGGCGAGUCUUCCGAGGCUCCUCGAGACCGUCCGUUUCCGUCUGCUCAGCUAUCCUUACUUGAAGGAGAUCGUGAUGGAGUGGUUGAAGCGAAUUCCCGAGUGUCGCGCGGCUCUGCGCGCUUCGUCCGUCUGCUUGGCGGCGAUGGAGUCCGGCGAAGAUGCGAGGCAGGACGCGACCUCGCCCCUCGCCCGACCUCGAAUCCCUCGGGAGGUCGUGUUCGCGAUCGGAGGAUGGAGUGCUGGGGCACCCACGAUCGCGUUCGAGUGCUACGACCCGCGGGCGGACGCGUGGUUCGUCUGCUCCUACACGGACAACUGCCCCAGGGCCUAUCACGCCCUGGUCGAGCUCGAUGGUCUCGUCUACGCGCUGGGCGGAUUCGACGGUUACGAGCAGUUCAGCACGAUGAGAUGCUUCGACCCGGUGGAGACGAAGUGGAGCGAGCGGGCCUGCAUGUAUCAGUGCCGAUGCUACGUGAGCGCGUGCGCAUCGGACGGGAAGAUCUACGCGAUCGGGGGAUUCGACGGCCGGGUGCGACUGAACAGCGCGGAACGGUACGACCCCGCGACGAACCAGUGGGAGCGACUCCCGCCGAUGCACCACCGUCGCAGCGACGCCGGCGCGACGUCGACCGCCGGGAAGAUCUACGUCGCCGGAGGAUUCACGGGCGGAGAAAUCCUCCGCAGCGUGGAGCGCCUCCACCCCGAGACCGGCGAGUGGACGCUCCUCCGUCCCAUGAGUCUCGCGAGGUCCGGACUCCGUCUGAGCGCGUACCGCGGCGCCGUUUACGCCCUGGGAGGAUUCGACGGGAUCGUCCGGUCCCCACGUGCCUCCCUUCCUCCUUCAAAAUUAUGCGUGGAGCUUGUUAGCGAGCAGACUGCGAGUGAAUGCAAAACUUAA